AUGUCUCUCAGAGAUCUAUCUGCCUACCAUGAUUUGAGUGCUGAACUAUUAUCCGGGUUCCUUGCAGAAAAAAUCAAUGAUAUGAUUGUUCAUGUUAAAUGGUCUUGCCUUUCUUCUUCUUAUUUCACUGUACAUCCUGAUCUAACACUAUCUGGAUAUAAUAUGUGCUUGUUGCUUGACUGGCACUUUACUUUUCUAUGCGGAAGGUACAUUACAGAAGAUGAUAGGAUACUUUCAAUUCUGCAUUAG
Molecule: messenger RNA, 249 nt
Organism: Triticum turgidum subsp. durum (durum wheat)
Lineage: Eukaryota; Viridiplantae; Streptophyta; Magnoliopsida; Poales; Poaceae
Source: the annotation of a GenBank genome assembly